This is a messenger RNA of Octopus bimaculoides (California two-spot octopus), 4161 nucleotides long. RefSeq names its product fucose-1-phosphate guanylyltransferase. NCBI's taxonomy places the organism in Eukaryota, Metazoa, Mollusca, Cephalopoda, Octopoda, Octopodidae. Gene Ontology annotation, molecular function: transferase activity, transferring phosphorus-containing groups. The record is from RefSeq and is a predicted model, not a curated record.
AAGUUAUAUAUUUUGUAUUGCAUAUAAAGGGGGUUUACUAGCUCUUUCUUUUGUCCUCAUGUGUAGGUGCAUGUUUAAAUUUAUGUAUACCUCAGCUGGGAGGUGCAAUGGCCCAGUGGUUAGUCAUAGGAUUGCGGUUUCGAUUCCCAGACCGGGCGUUGUGAGUGUUUAUUGAGCGAAAACACCUAAAGCUCCGCGAGGCUCCGGCAGGGGAUGGUGGCGAACCCUGCUGUACUCUCUCACCACAACUUUCUCUCACUCUUACUUCCUGUUUCUGUUGUGCCUGUAAUUCAAAGGAUACACGUGUCUGUGGAGUGCUCAGCCACUUGUACGUUAAUUUCACGAGCAGAUCAACUAGAACCCUCGACGUCGUAAGCGACGGAAUGCCAACACACAUACCUCAGCUAGUAUUUGGGUAUUUUGAAAAUACUUCACAGAGUGACAACCAUAACCUGCAUAGUUACGGGUUGCCCUGACAAGGCAUAGCAUGAACCAACAGUGCUGGAAUUGUCGAUCAAUGGUCAGGAUGAUCAAGCUCUCUCAAGAGAGUAACUAAACGCAUCCAUAAGGGUGGUUUCCAUAGUUGUGUAAUCAGCUAAUCAAAGGUUCACUAUGAUUCAAGCUCCUAUUCAAAUUCAUGAUAAUGGAAUUGGAUGGCAACAGAGAGUCGUGGGAAUCCAGGAAAGUAUCUUGACCAAAGAGAGAAGGCAGUUAAUUUAAGUCAGAGUUACAGAACAUGUGUGUGGUUCAGAAGCUCGUUUUGCAACCCCAUGGUUUCUGGUUCAGUCCCUCUGUGCAGUACCUUAAGCAAAUUUCUUCUAUGAUAGUUUCAAGUUACCAAUACCUUGAGUAGAUUUGAUAGAUGGGAGAUGUGUGGAAGCUUGUCAUGUGUGUGGGUGUGGUAUGCAUGUGUGUGUGUGUUUUUGUGUUUGUUACCCCUAUCCCACCAUUUGACAACCAGCAUUGGUUGUUUACAUUCCUGUAACUUAACAGUUCGAUAAAAGACUGAUAGAAUAAGUACCAGACUUUAAAAACUAACUACUGGGAUGGAUUUGUUUGCCUAAAACCCUCUGAGGUGAUGAUGCAGCUUGGUUGCAGUCCAAUGACUGAAACAAGUAAAAGAUAAAAGAAAAACUAGCAGGUUAUAGUGGAAAUGAAGUUAGAAACUGGCUUCGAAUGCUGUUAAAACAAAACAUUAAUAAGAACAGUAUAUUAUCAAGGUAUGAUGGACCUGUAACAAAAGGGCAAAAUAAAGACAGUGGACAUACUCCUUUUUGGGAUGCUGUUCUCAUCACAACUGCUGACGAAGAUCAGAAACAAGGUUAUCAGCUCCAGAUUGAAGCAAAAGUGAAGAGAAACGAGUUACCUCUUAACCUAGAAAUCCAUGUGAUUUCUGACCCACCUGGUGUUAAACUAGGAAAUGGUGGUGCCACGUUUACAGCUUUGUCUUUCCUGGAAAAAUUCUAUGGUGAUAAAUUCUUUUCUAUGAAAAUCCUGUUAAUUCAUGCUGGUGGUCUUAGCAAACGCCUUCCAAGUAACAGCAUACUUGGUAAGAUCUUCUCUGUUCUUCCUUGUGGAAUCCCAUGCUACCAGAUGCUUGACAUAAAACUUGCUCUCUACUGGCCUUUUGUACCAAAAAUGAAUCCUGGAAUAUUUUUGACUUGUGCAGAUGACAUUAUCACAUACAACAUGGACAAUGAAGGUGACUGGUCUCUUAAAGCUGAAGGUUUCACUGCACUAGCCCAUCCAUCCCCCAUUGAAGUUGGAACUGGACAUGGUGUGUACAUUGUAAAAGAGAAAAGAUCAGUAAAUGAAAAUGUGCAAUUAGCUGAAUGCACAACAGUUUUGCAAAAGCCAUCUGUUGAGACAAUGAGUAAACUAGGUGCUGUGAUAUAUAACGAAAAUGAUACCAAAAACUCUAUUGUAUAUACAGACAGUGCAUACUUCUUCACAAGUUCAGUUUCUAAGAUGCUUCUAACUUAUGCCAAGAGCCAUGGACCUUUCAAUUGUGAAAUUGAUGCUUAUGGUGAUUUUCUACAAGCUCUUGGUACUGAUCCCUUAUCUGAUUAUGUGAACAAUUUGCAGAAUAUUACUACAGCAAGUGGAGAUCUGCUUAAUACAAGGAAGGAAGUUUUCAAGCUUUUGAAAGGCACACCUUUAAACCUAAUUAUUUUGAACUCUUCUCAGUUUUUCCAUAUUGGCUCAAUGCCAGAAAUGUUGCAUAAUUUUUGCAAAAGUGAUAAUUUCAAGAUUGGUCUUGGUUUAAGCAAUGAUUCAUUUAAUGUUUGGUUAGAUGAACAAUCAGAAGAACCGGAGCCUGUCGCUAAGAGAAGUCAUCUUAAAGGUAAAAAUGAGGGAUGUUUGAUUCAUUCAUUAUUACCUGUUGGAAGUUGUAUUUCUUCAUUAGCAGUAUUAGAGUUUUGUAAUUUUGAUUGUUUAAUCCAUGUUUCAAAGAACUGUUUGCUGAGCAACUGUGAAUUCCUUGGAUCCAUUUCUGAGGAAUCAAAAAUCACAAUCCCAGAAAAUACCUUUAUGCAUACAAUACCUGUUAUUGUCAAGGACAAUUUAAAGUAUGUAACUAUUAUCUUCCACAUUAAAGACAAUCUUAAGAAGUGUGUGCCACUUACAGACUUUGCAAACAUCCCAUUUUUGGGGGAUACUUUAGGCAAAGCUGUAGAUAAAUUUAGUAUUCCAAAAUCUCAGGUUGUUUCAGAUAAAAACCAACCAGAGGUUAGUUUGUGGAAUGUUGAUAUUUUCCCACUUGCGGACACCAUGUCGGAGUCUUUUCAACUGGCAUUAACUAUGUUAAUGUCUUUUAAUGAUGAUCGCAAGGCCUUAAACCUAGAAUCUUAUCAAUUAGUUUCCAUCAACUCUAUCCUCAAAUAUAAAGCUAUUCACGAAAUGCUGAAAUAUAGACAAAAACUAUUUGAUAAAAUUAAUGUUCAGUAUUAAAUUUCUUUCCUCUACAUAGUAUAUUUACUUUAGAGCAUAAUAAAAAUAAUGAUUUGGAGAUAGAAAUCAGAUGAAUGUGGUAUCUCAAAGCUACAUUACGUAUUCUUAUUAGAGCAGUAGGAAUGGUAUUUAAAGGUGCAAACAAAUAUGUAGACCAAAUUCUUGGCAGUGAAUUGCAAAAGAUCAUACUUGUGGGUACCUCACUUAUUUCAUGUGACUCCGUCUCCAUGCAAAUGCAGUCUUACUCAUUCAGUGUUGUUGAUAAUUUUAUAAAGAAAUUUUUCUUUUAUACACACAGGCAUCAUCUUUUCCAAUUGCAUGGCAACUCGUCCAUUUGCCACUUUUAGAUGCAAAAAUUUGUCUCUUGACAUCUCUGAUUGACACUUGACUGCAAUUCAGAUAAAUUAAAGCAAUCGCAGAAUGUAAUUAUAGUAAUAAUAGUGUUCCUAUCAAAACCGAUUUUUAAAAUUUCCAUAGCGUUUUAAGAUUUCUAAAUAUUUGGGGAGAAAUUCUUUUGAUAUAUUUUUCUUUUCGUUUGGGACAUUCUAAUUUUUAAAAUCUUUGGUAUAAUGGAAUAUUUCCUAAAUAUAUCAAGCCAAACUGUUGUACAUUUAAUGGGGGUUUUUCCCUACAAAUGUUUAUUUGGGUAAUAUUUUUGACUGAAGGUCAUAAUGACAUUGGGUUGGAUAAAUUGUGAUAAAUUUGUGAAGUGUCAUACUUCUCUCAUUUCUGCCCAUUGUCAUUAAACUUGAGUCAGUCGGAUGUUCAAGAUGGUCACUUGACCUGCUAGAAAUAGCAGCUAAACAUCCUUCUAGUAGCACUCUAUCAUCUUAAAAAUGUGUGUGAAGUGUUUUAUUCUUCACUAGUUGUGUAGCUAGAGUGUGUCCCAUCUUGGAACAGACCCAAGGGGUGCCCCCACCCCCGGAUUCUUAUAUAGGGCAGACACCCUCCCCCAACUCGACCUGUUAGAAAUAGCAGUAAAUCAUCCCUGUAAUCACAUUCUACCAUCUGGUAAAAGGAACUGGACAAUGUAAUUCUAAAUAUACUAUUUUUAAAUAACCAGUGGGAUGGUCAUGAUUGGAAUACCUUUGAUCAUAGGUCUUCAUUAUCAGGCCUGAUACAUACUGUUAGAGAUAAGCAAAUGUCUCUUCUAAUAUUUUUUUAAAGUUUUUACUCUAUUUUUGUUAAAAAUAAAUUUUUAAAAUGUUA